AUGAAUGCCUCACGUCUGGUUACUAGACGUCUCGCUGGUGGCCAACUGGCUGCAAGCGUGUCGCGACGCUGCAUCUCCUCUACCUCGUCACGUUUCAAUGAGAACCCUCGAGUCCAUUCCAACGCCGAAGAACAUCGCAAAUACCAAAAGGAGAGGGCAGACAAUCCACACAUGACAAACACAAACUCCACGAUUCACAACAAGAUGCCUUCGGUGGGCAAGGAUGCGCCUCCACCAGAAAUGCUGAGUUCUGUUGAUUCCAAGUACAUCCCGAAGGACAAAGUUCCAGAGAACACAGACAAAAUGACAGGAGGAACACAAUCGGGAGAUCCCAACAAAGUAAGCCAGUCAGAAUAUGCUGUUGGUGAAAUGGAGGGCAUCUCGUUUCGUGUCGAACCCCUCCGUCGGACGGGAGAAGACCUUCCCACCAUGAGAGCCAGAUUACUAUACCAAAGCAGGAAACGGGGGACAUUAGAGUCUGACCUCCUACUCUCCACUUUUGCAGCAGAGAAUCUCGCCUCCAUGACUAGGACUCAACUCGAGCAAUACGACUUCCUCCUGGACGAGAACGAUUGGGACAUCUACUACUGGGCCACUCAGUCCCCGGCCAAUUCUCCCACCUCGCUCGAGUCUGCAGAAGGUGCUACGAGUGACAAGAAGACCCAGACAACCGAAUAUGCGUCCCCAGCGAACCCGGGGCAAACUCAAGAGACCGACGCAUGGAGACAAGGAGCUCCGCGCAGCGGAGAGUGGGCUCAGACGGUGGGGACUUUCAGACCUGCGCAUGUCAGGGAAAGGAGUGCAGGCGGCGUUCUGGAGGACGUUAACGCCACUCCCAACAGCAAAGGUAGUGGUGCUGGUCUCGGGAGAAUGCCUGAUGUACAAACCUUUGAUUGA
Messenger RNA from Fonsecaea nubica, 897 nucleotides. RefSeq lists its product as hypothetical. Gene Ontology annotation, cellular component: mitochondrion. The transcript is spliced from 3 exons. The record is from RefSeq and is a predicted model, not a curated record. Gene Ontology annotation, biological process: mitochondrial electron transport, succinate to ubiquinone; mitochondrial respiratory chain complex II assembly; protein-FAD linkage. Bases 1 to 897 code for a protein of 298 amino acids. Lineage: Eukaryota; Fungi; Ascomycota; Eurotiomycetes; Chaetothyriales; Herpotrichiellaceae.